Messenger RNA from Ambispora leptoticha, 864 nucleotides. The record is from the annotation of a GenBank genome assembly. NCBI's taxonomy places the organism in Eukaryota, Fungi, Glomeromycota, Glomeromycetes, Archaeosporales, Ambisporaceae.
GUUGCGGUCGUAACAGGCGGCAAUAGUGGGAUUGGAUACAUAACAGCUCGCGAACUUGCCCGAAAAAACGCACAUGUGAUUGUGUGCAGCAGAAGCAUCGAAAGAGGACAAAUGGCCGUCGAUAAAAUCAAAGUAGAAACUAACAAUGAUAAAGUAGAAGUUUUGCAAUUGGAUUUGUCGGAUUGGAAGAAUACCAAGGACGCAGCGGAUAGUUUAGUUGCUAGGAAAUUGCCGUUACAUAUUCUCGUUAAUAAUGCUGCAAUCAUGGCAACACCAUACGAAUUAAAUGAACAUGGAAUUGAAAAACAAUUUGCAACAAAUCAUGUCGGUCAUUUUGCGUUAACUGAGACCCUCUUACCAGUUAUUGAAGCAUCAGCUCCUUCGCGCAUUGUAAACAUUACCGGUAAUCUCUAUAAUCGUGCUCCAAAAACUGGGAUAAAUUUUGACGAUAUCAACCUUGAAAAAGAAAGCUCAUUGACUCGAUAUGGUCAGUCGAAAACCGCAAAUAUCUUGUUUACUAUUGAAUUAGCGAAACGACUUGAAGGAAAACAGGUAUGGGCGAAUGUAGUUCAUCCAGGUGUCGUCAAGACAAACCUAAUACAAGGAUUCUUAUCCGAUAAAGGGUUCUUGACUAAAGCAAUCAUCUACGUUGUAAAAUUUUUUUUGAUGAACGUAGAAGAUGGUUCUCUAACGUCAUUAUACGCGGCUACGAGCCCUGAAAUUGAAAAAGAAAAUUAUCGCGGCAAGUAUUUUGUGCCGAUUGCGGAAUUGGGAACGCCGGAACCAUUUGCCACGAAUCAAGAGACUGCUAGUAGGUUGUGGAAAUGGACUAAGGACUUGCUCAAUGAGAAACUAGGCAUUUGA